CCGCCUCAAAGGCGUACGAGGUGCGCGUUCAAACGGAGACUGCCAAAGCAUGUUAGAUUGUAACGAUAGGCGAACGGUGUGGGUGCUUUCAAGCUGCCGCCAACGCGACAUUACGCGAUCUAGCUGCGUCAUUGGAGGAUUUAAGGCAUUUCAGAAAGUGGAGGAAUUCGGCAGAAUGUUGCAGACUACCAAAUUGAUAGAAACAUGAACAAUUUUGUUUUAAGAGUGCUGGUGACCAUCAUAGGGUUCACAACUUUCUUUGUCUUCUCACUACCCCCUGUAGUAAAAAUAGGGGCAAUAUUUACGGAAGACCAAGAAAACAGUGCCGUCGAAUUGGCCUUUAAGUACGCUGUCUACAAGAUCAACAAGGACAAGAAGAUUCUGCCUCGUACUUCCCUGGUGUACGAUAUCCAGUACGUGCCCAAAGAUGACAGUUUCCAUGCAAGCAAAAGAGCAUGCAAGUUGGUUGACUUUGGAGUGCAAGCUGUGUUCGGUCCAUCAGAUCCAGUUUUGGGUGCCCAUAUUCACGCCAUAUGCGAUGCCUUGGAUAUCCCACAUCUGGAAGCCAGACCAGACUUGGAAUCUGAAUUCAGAGAAUUCGCAAUCAAUUUGUAUCCCGCUCAACAUUUGCUCAAUGCUGCGUUCCAAGACGUGAUGGAGUUUCUGAAUUGGACACGAGUGGCCAUUGUAUACGAAGGAGAUUAUGGAAUCAUAAAAUUAAGAGAGCUCAUCCGAGCAACAAACUCUGAUCUAGAAGUCCAUCUACGACAAACAGACCUCGACUCUUAUAGAGCUGUUCUAAAGGAGAUAAAAACCAAAGAAAUACACAACGUUGUUAUAGAUACAAAUCCUGAAAAUAUGCCACAUUUUCUGAAAGGGAUCCUCCAGUUGCAGAUGAACGAUUAUAAGUAUCAUUAUCUCUUCACCACCUUCGAUUUGGAAGCGUUCGAUCUCGAAGACUUCAAAUACAACUUCGUGAACAUGACUGCUUUUCGAGUUGUAGACACUCAGGAUUUAUCGGUUAGGGAGCUGCUGAGGGACAUGGCCGCAUUUCGAUUGGGUAGACCAGACCUACUUCCUGUUCUGAAUUCAUCUUAUAUUCAGGCUGAAGCUGCUCUGAUCUACGACUCAGUUUACGUUUUCGCAUUAGGACUACAAACAUUAGAGCAAUCCCAUUCUUUGGCAUAUCCUAAUGUUUCUUGUGAGAGGGAGCAGCCUUGGGAUGGGGGUUUAAGCCUCAUUAACUAUAUCAACAUGGUAGGUUUGAAAGGUCUGAGUGGACCCAUCGAGUUCAAAGAAGGCAGACGUAUUCAAUUCAAGCUAGAUCUGUUAAAACUAAAACAGCAUUCUCUGGUGAAGGUAGGUGAAUGGCGACCAGGGUUUGGAGUUAAUGUAACCGAUCGAGGUGCAUUCUUCGAGGCCGGUACUACUAACGUCACCCUAGUGGUUACCACAAUAUUGGAAACGCCAUACGUCAUGAUGCAAAAGGACAAAAACUUCAAAGGAAACAGCAGAUUCUAUGGAUUUUGUGUUGACAUCUUGGAAAGAAUUUCGAAAAAAGUUGGUUUCGAUUACAUUUUAGAUCUUGUGCCUGAUAAGAAAUAUGGUGCCAGAGACCCUGAUACUGGUAGAUGGAAUGGCAUGGUCCAACAGCUUACGAUGCAUGAACAACCCUACGUAAUGAUGAGAUCGGACCCUUCCCUAGUAGGCAAUGACCAGUUCGAAGGCUUCUGCAUCGAUUUACUAAAGGAAAUAUCAUCUGUGGUGGGCUUCGAAUAUAGAAUAGAAUUAGUGCCAGACGGUAAAUAUGGUGUCAUAGAUUUAGAGACAGGAGAAUGGAAUGGAAUCGUAAAACAAUUGAUGGAAAAGAAGGCGGAUUUGGCUGUUGGAUCGAUGACUAUAAACUAUGCCAGAGAGAGUGUGAUCGACUUCACGAAACCUUUUAUGAACCUCGGCAUUAGCAUUCUGUUCAAGGUACCAACACCUCGGAAGGCACGCCUCUUCUCUUUCAUGAAUCCUCUGGCUGCCGAUAUCUGGAUGUAUGUGUUCUCUGCCUACGUCUUAGUAUCUGCCACGAUGUUUACUGUAGCUAGAUUUUCGCCUCAUGAAUGGCACAACCCCCAUCCUUGUGAAGUUUUCAACGAGCUUCUUGAGAACCAAUUUUCCCUGGCUAACUCUUUCUGGUUUACUAUCGGGACACUAAUGCAACAAGGAUCAGAUCUCAAUCCAAAGGCCACUUCUACCCGAAUUGUAGGUGGUAUAUGGUGGUUUUUCACGUUAAUUAUAAUUUCAUCUUAUACGGCCAAUCUAGCAGCAUUCCUCACAGUGGAAAGAAUGAUUACACCUAUAGAAAAUGCCGAAGAUCUUGCUGGACAAACUGAGAUAACAUAUGGCACAUUGGAAAGUGGAUCUACUAUGACAUUUUUCCGGGACUCUAUGAUAGAAACGUAUAGAAAAAUGUGGCGUUUCAUGGAGAAUCGUAAGCCUUCCGUUUUUGUUUCAACCUAUGAAGAUGGAAUCCAAAGAGUUUUAAAAGGAAAUUAUGCUUUUCUUAUGGAGUCUACUAUGCUCGACUAUGUUGUGCAAAGGGACUGUAACUUGACUCAAAUAGGGGGACUUCUCGAUAGCAAGGGUUAUGGGAUAGCAACACCGAUGGGAAGCCCUUGGAGGGAUAAAAUUUCAUUAGCGAUACUUGAAUUACAAGAAAAAGGCGAAAUUCAAAUGUUAUAUGACAAAUGGUGGAAAAAUACUGGAGAUACAUGCCAAAGAAACGACAAAGGAAAGGAAUCGAAGGCAAAUUCUUUAGGCGUAGAUAAUAUUGGUGGAGUAUUCGUGGUACUCAUGUGUGGUCUUGCGUUUGCUGUAAUGGUGGCUAUUUGUGAAUUCUGUUAUAACUCAAAAAAAAAUUCUAUCAGAGAAAAAAGAUUGACAAACCAGCAAUCACUCUGCUCCGAAAUGGGGGGUGAACUAUGUUUUGCUAUGCAGUGUAGAGGUUCAAGACAAAGACCAGCCUUAAGAAGAGAAUGCUCCAAAUGUCUGAAUAAGGUGGCUUAUGCAAGAGACGAUACCAAACAAACAAGCCUAAGUCCAGUUUUGCCAAAUAGUCCUUGAAGUUCUUGCAAUUUUCUACUGAAACAUUUCAAUUUAUCAUGAGCAAUAUAAAAAAAAUGUAUUUAGUGAAUGGUGUGAACAAUAGGUUCAAACUAGGUGCCAAAAUCUCUCAACAUAAAAUGAAAAUGUGUGAGCACUUUUAGGGAAUAAGAAGUUUUAUAAUAAUGUUGAAAUUCUUUUAAAUAAAGUAUUAGAACUUAA
Messenger RNA from Harmonia axyridis, 3312 nucleotides. Its product is annotated as glutamate receptor ionotropic, kainate 2-like. The record is from RefSeq and is a predicted model, not a curated record. Bases 205 to 3111 code for a protein of 968 amino acids. Gene Ontology annotation, molecular function: glutamate-gated receptor activity. The transcript is spliced from 17 exons. Gene Ontology annotation, cellular component: postsynaptic membrane; plasma membrane. Lineage: Eukaryota; Metazoa; Arthropoda; Insecta; Coleoptera; Coccinellidae. Gene Ontology annotation, biological process: monoatomic ion transport.